This is a messenger RNA of Aspergillus thermomutatus, 414 nucleotides long. Its product is annotated as arsenate reductase ArsC. The record is from RefSeq and is a predicted model, not a curated record. Bases 1 to 414 code for a protein of 137 amino acids. The transcript has a single exon. NCBI's taxonomy places the organism in Eukaryota, Fungi, Ascomycota, Eurotiomycetes, Eurotiales, Aspergillaceae.
AUGAGCGACAAUCCUAGUGUCUUAUUUGUCUGCGUUCACAACGCUGGCCGCUCUCAAAUGGCUGCAGGCUACCUCACUCAUCUCGCGGGCGACACAAUCGAGGUCCGUUCAGCCGGUUCCGCUCCGGCCAGCUCUAUCAACCCUAGAGUCGUGGAAGCAAUGCUUGAAGAAGGCAUCAACCUUGCCGACCAGAUACCAAAAGUCCUUACCGCCGACGCCGUCCAGCGCAGUGAUGUUGUUAUUACCAUGGGCUGCGGUGACGCUUGUCCCUUCUACCCGGGCAAGCGAUAUCUUGAUUGGAAGCUGGACGAUCCCGCCGGUCAAGGGCUUGAGGCUGUACGACUGGUUAGGAAUGAAGUGCGUCGUCUGGUGGAGGAACUUAUCAAGGAACUUCGUCCCUCCCUGAAAGAAUAG